AUGGAGGAAGCGAAGGGAGUGGUGAAGCAUGUAUUGUUAGUAAAGUUCAAAGAAGGAAUCUCAGAGAAUCAGAUUGAGGAACUCACCAAAAGCUAUGCAAAACUCGUCGAUCUCGUUGAACCCAUGAAGUCCUUCCACUGGGGAAAGGACGUGAGCAUCGAGAACCUGCAUCAAGGUUUCACCCAUAUCUUCGAGUCUACCUUUGAGAGUAUGGAGGGUGUGGCGGAGUAUGUAGCUCAUCCUGCCCAUGUUGAAUAUGCAAAUUUGUUCCUUUCCCAUGUGGAGAAAGUCAUCGUGUUCGAUUACAAACCAACUACGGUUCGUGUCUAA
This is a messenger RNA of Prunus armeniaca (apricot), 330 nucleotides long. The record is from the annotation of a GenBank genome assembly. NCBI's taxonomy places the organism in Eukaryota, Viridiplantae, Streptophyta, Magnoliopsida, Rosales, Rosaceae.